AUGGAUUUCGACAAAUCUAGCUCUUCUCUUGUGCUAGACCUUGCAUGGAAUCAAGUCGAUAAAAAGAAUCAGGAUUUUAUUUAUGCCAAGGACUUCCCGGCGCUUAUUAUGAGUAUUGAAGAAAUACUUAGCAGAGGUCAACAAACACCUUUAGCGUUUUUAUCAAAUACUGGUAAAAGUGUUAUCGAUACAUUUGCUAGGGAAAAGGAAUUUUUCAAGAUUUAUAGAGAUGAAUUUAAGGAAAUUUUCCAUGGCCUAGUUGGUAAAACAUUCAAAGAUACUAUUGAAGGUACAAACGUAUCGAGAUCAGUGUUAGAUGAACAGGGACAAGAACCUGAUGUAUCUACAACACCAACGAGACAGCAAAGGAGUAGUCCUCGUAAAGUUAAUCGAUUACUUAAGAAUUUGGAGACGAGAGUUGCAUCUAUGAAGGACGAAUUAAAAUUUAAGGAUGAGAUAUUAGCUGAAAAAGAUCGUGAAUUAAUCCAGUUGACUAGAAAAUUGAGUGACUAUAAGGACAAGUACGAGUUUGUUCAAAGGCAAUUCAGCUUUUACAAAGAUCAUGGCGAGUCACCAAGAAGAAAUUCAUCAGAAUCUGAACAACUCAAUUUGGAACAGAACGCAUCGACAAAACACGAAUUUAUCAUUAGUGAAUUAAAGAGAAAGUUACAAGAACAAACUUUGGCUAUUUCAAAUCUAAAGGAACAAUUACAACGUGGUGAGGGUGCUGGCGUUCUCUAUACGAAUUAUUCUAAAAGAUAUAACCCAUUACACAAUGAUGGUCCGAUGGUAUUAGUAUUAGCCACACUAGUAUUUUUAACAAUUAUUUUACUGAUAGGUUCGAUGAUAUGGGUUACGGGUGGCAAAGAUGAUUCUAAUUCGUUCUCUCAAUAUUCCUGGUGGGAAAACAACAGUCUUCUAAGCCGAAUUGGUUGGUUUUUCCGUGACUGGUCAGAUACUGGUGUGGAUUAUGUGAAUUUUGAACCAUCAUCCGAUGCUUACGAAAGAAUUAUGGGUAUUAGACGUAUUUAA
This is a messenger RNA of Zygosaccharomyces rouxii, 1032 nucleotides long. It is a transcript of the gene MPS2, whose product is annotated as Mps2p. The record is from RefSeq and is a predicted model, not a curated record. Gene Ontology annotation, biological process: protein localization to spindle pole body; spindle pole body duplication. The transcript has a single exon. NCBI's taxonomy places the organism in Eukaryota, Fungi, Ascomycota, Saccharomycetes, Saccharomycetales, Saccharomycetaceae. Bases 1 to 1032 code for a protein of 343 amino acids.